CAGAAAUUGGUUGAUCAAGACAAAAUAACCUGUGUUUACACAAUGAAGUUUUAGCGCUGCAACUUACAACUGAUGAGAAGAUAACACAGAUUAGAGAAACAUUAGAAGACAAGCUUAAGCGUGCAAUGCUACAAGAAGAAGAGAUGAAGCGCGAGAUUGAAGACAGUCAGCAAAAAUUAAAGGAGUCUGUUAACAUUAAUACACAACUAAGCCAGGAUAGGGCUUCACUGGAAGAGAAAGUAAACAAUCUACAAGUACGCAUGUCUCAGCUGAUAUCAGACACUGACAUUAAAGAUUCACUUAUCAUGGGUUUAGAGAAACAAACUGAGAAUCACAAAGAAGAGAUUAAAUUAGAACGGCAAAAAUCACUGAAAUAUGAAGAGGAUUCUACUCUUUUGAAAGAACAACUUGAAAUCUGUGAACAUACUAUGACGAACAACUUGAAAUCAUUGUCUGAGAAGUAUCAGUCAAUGGAAGAGACGUUAGCAACGGUGGAAAAUGAUUACCGAAAGAAGAUUGAUCUGUUGAAUUCAGAACUACAUUCCAAUCAAAAGACAUCAUUUCAAUUGACGAAUGAAUGCGAGACGUUGAGAAGGAAUAAUAUUAAUCUGUUAGAUCAACUGAAUUAUGAAAAGGACAAAAAGGAUUAUUUACAAUCAGAUCUGAGUAAAUUCAAAGAAGAGUCAAAUAGAAUUGAAGCAAGUCUAAAAGAACAACUUAAACAGGCACUUGGCAGUCUACAAAGCUCACACAAGAAACGAGAAGUUCAACAACAAUCCAUCGGUGAUUUGGAAAGUACAUGUGCAGACCAAUCACUCCAAAUAUUACACCUACAAAACGAAUUAAAAUUGUAAGUACCAAAUAUAGU
Messenger RNA from Saccoglossus kowalevskii, 868 nucleotides. RefSeq lists its product as uncharacterized. The record is from RefSeq and is a predicted model, not a curated record. Gene Ontology annotation, cellular component: membrane. Gene Ontology annotation, molecular function: hyaluronic acid binding. NCBI's taxonomy places the organism in Eukaryota, Metazoa, Hemichordata, Enteropneusta, Harrimaniidae.